AUGGCCAGCACGCGCGGCUCCAGGUCGCCGCCCGGCAACAAGCGCAGCACCAAAGCUGUUCAGCGGCCGCAGCAGCAGGACGAGGGGCAGUCACAGCUAGCGGGUGUGAAAGCAGGAAAAGAAAGCAUGCCCGCGGCUGACGCUGCACAGCCAGUGCAGUCCCCGCAGAGCCCUUCAAUGAACGUAGCCGCAGCACCAUCAGCAGCAGCGGAAGCACUGCAGGCCACCGCAGCACAUGCAUCUGCAACUGCGCCUACAUCAAACGGCACCAGUACGCCGGUUGGUGCGGGCGGCGUCGCAUUGCCUGUGACCAGCAGCGGGAGCGGCAUUGGUGCGCCCCCGGCCGUUGAGGCGCGCGUCCCGGACCCAGAAGAUCAAGGGUGGGUGGUUCUCCCACCACCGCCGCCGCCGCCAUCUUUGGCAUCAACAACCGCAACGGAUGAUGUGCCACCCGCAGCAGCAGCAGUAGUGUCGUUGACACCACCGGGCAGCAAGCGUGGUAGGGGGCGCAAGAAGGAGGAAAUCGCGGCCACAGGAAGCAGCACCAGCCGGAAUGAUGGUUGCAUGAGCGAGGCAGACGUAGCGGAGCGCGUGUUUGGUCUGCUCCUUGACAAGCUCAGAGCGUACCGCUACAAAUCCGAAGAAUCGGGCAGUCUGUGGAAGCAGAUCAGCUCUGUCCUGGAGUUUUGCCCGGAUCGCCAGGCGGAUCCAGAGUAUUACCAAAAGAUCGAGCGACCGAUAUCGUUGUCGAGCAUCGAGACGCGCGUCAAAGCGCGCGAAUACGCCGACGGCGCGGCGUUCGAGCAAGACAUGAUGCAGCUAUUUGAAAAUGUUCGCUCCCUCUUCGACGCUCGUACGGACAUCUACGGCGAGAUGCUCGUGUUGCAGCGCUUCUACCAGGAGCUCGUCACGUGGCGCAAAGGCUCCAACCUGGCCGAAGUCGAGGCGCACAUCGAUGCCGUCGCUAGCGCCGGCAUGGACGACCGUACUUUCUUCUGCACCGUCCCAGUCGGCCCCGGCUACGCGACGCAGCCCCCACCCGGGUUCGGCGAGGGCAUGGGCGCCGAGCUGCUGCCGUCGACGACGGCGCAGGCGGUGCUGGCGUCGCGCAUCAGCGCGCGCGACAAGGUCCUCUACGAGCACGCCGUCUUCAAGGGUCACACAUUCCGCGCCGGGGACUGGGUCCACAUGAUCAAUCCCUCAGAACCGGCCAAGCCGAUCAUCGGUCAGGUCUUCAAGGCGUUCCAGCGCCACGACCAGCCGGGGCAGUACCAUCUGACUGUCUGCUGGUAUUACCGCCCCGAGGACACGGUGCACCCGCCGUCACGCCAGUUCUUUGAGAAUGAGGUGUUCAAGACGGGGAUCAUGGUGGACCACAGGAUCCAGGAUGUGCUCGAGAAGACGUGCGUCAUGUUCUAUACGCGCUACAUCCGCGGGCGGCCCGUACCGGAGCCUCGGCCACGGAGCGACAAGAGCAGCGGCGCCAGCCGCAGCAGCACCGAGCCGUACGUGACGGAGAGCAGGUAUAACGAGCAGCAGCGCAUAUUCAACAAGAUCAAGAGCUGGAACAGCUGCGUGCCCGAGGAGGUGCGCAAGACCGAGAUGCCCAUGGUUCUGUUCGACAAGCCCAUGCCCGCGCCACCGCGCUUCGACUCGCCCUUCCUCGCCUCGUCCAGAAAGCCUGGCGUGCCGCCUGCCAAAGGGCCCGGCUUGCUUUGCCGCGAGGAGGAUGUAAAGAAACCCGGCGCCGUCGCCGCCGGCGGCGGCAACGGCGAGCACGAGUUCCCGGACUUGUUCAAGGUUGCCAGCGGGCAUGGCGCCGCUGCUGGCGCCGCUGCUUCGGGCGAGGAGAACGGCGACUCGACCAGCCGCAAGCGCAAGCGCGAACGAGAGCGUGAGCGCCGCGAAGCGAAGCGCGCUAGGGAGCUGCAGAUGCAGCAGCAGCAGAUGCAGAUGCCGCACCUCAGUAGCGGCGGUAUGGACGUUGUGCACGGGCUUCAAGCGCAGCAGCAGCAGCUGCACCAUGCCGACACGCCGGCGGCGCAUGCGAAGAUUUACCGCGACCUCGCCGGCCAGCUGGCGCAUCGCAUCGGCCCGCAAGCUGCCGGGCACGUUGAGGCGCUACUGACCGGCCCGCAGGGUAUGGGCAUCGACCUGCGCCAGCUUGCGCACUCGCUCGGCCCUUCGGCCGACGUGCAGCUUCUCGCGCAUCUUCGCGACGCUGCAAGUCGCGCCGGACUCAUCAACAGCGCCGCUUCACUUCCGGGUCAUCCCCACGUGCACGUGCACGGCCAUCCGCCAUCCGCCACCGGCACCCUCGGCGUCUCGGGUCUGUCGGCGUCAGACGUUUAUGCAGCAGCUGCAGCUCCGGCCAUGCCAAGCAACAGUGCAGGACCCGGUGCCGUUGCCGUCGACGGGCUCGGACUCGAUGCCAGCGUCAUGUCAGCCAUGCACGGCUCGGAAGCGUUUUUCGAUAGCAUCUCCGUCGAGGCGCGCGCGCUCUUCGCGCGCGAUCCCGUCACGGACCAGCCGCUGUGGUUCGCCGGCGCGCCGCUCGACGUCGGCGUCAAUGCUGCCGCGGCGGUACCCGUCGACCAGCUUCUGCGCUCACCGACGCCGAGCCUCGAGUACGUCUACCACCACGCCAUACGCGAGUCGGCGGCGACCAGCAGCCAGGGCAAUGCUAGCUCGCCGCUCACACCCAGCUCGCUGUCCGAAAGCGGCGAGUGGGGCGACGACGCGUACGGCAUACGCUUUGCUUCGUUCAGCGGUAGCGGUGGCACUGGCAGCAUGCUCCCUCUCUCACCGGCCACGACGGCGUUCUCACUGCACGAAGGCGACGCGAGCGCGGCGUUUAGCACGCCAGAUGAUGUUGAUCAGCUGUUGAAGUACGCCGACGCCCACGUCGCGGCCGACGGCCCGUCGAUUCAUGUCCAGCACGCGCUCAAGGGGCUCAGCCACAAGCAGCAGCAGCACCACCAACAUCACGCGUUCACGGCGGCGGCGCUGACGCCUGGUGCGCCAUCGGAGCACGAGCACGCGUUCGGCACGCCGGAUCUGUUCCAGUCUGAUUUCUCCAAGAUUUAUGACGGGGCACAUUACACUCCUCUCUCCGCUUUUCUCGGCGUUGAGGAUUGA
Molecule: messenger RNA, 3138 nt
Organism: Tilletiaria anomala UBC 951
Lineage: Eukaryota; Fungi; Basidiomycota; Exobasidiomycetes; Georgefischeriales; Tilletiariaceae
Exons: 2
Coding region: 1-3138 (1045 amino acids)
Biological process (GO): chromatin remodeling
Cellular component (GO): RSC-type complex
Molecular function (GO): protein binding; chromatin binding
Source: RefSeq, a predicted model, not a curated record